This is a messenger RNA of Priapulus caudatus, 904 nucleotides long. RefSeq lists its product as uncharacterized. NCBI's taxonomy places the organism in Eukaryota, Metazoa, Priapulida, Priapulimorpha, Priapulimorphida, Priapulidae. Gene Ontology annotation, molecular function: hormone activity. The coding region runs from base 280 to 624 and encodes 114 amino acids. Gene Ontology annotation, cellular component: extracellular region. The transcript has 2 exons. The record is from RefSeq and is a predicted model, not a curated record.
CGUUCACUGUUUUUGCUAGGUACUAUCACUUUUGCUAGGUAGAGCAAGAAUUGCACAGAAUAUUGGUGAUACGUGAAACAAGGAGCGAGGCUUCAUUCGUACAUGUGCGCAUGAACGAACGCUCAUCAUCAUCGCUUAUCAGGACGCUGUGGUUAACCAGCACAUCGGAACAGAGCUACCUACAACAUCGCCGCCACGCGUAGAUGCCAAGUUGAGCGCUCUCUUCUUCAGCUCUCAUUCGACACCCAUCACUUGUUAGAAACUAUCUUCAGAAGGAAGAUGGCGCUGCUCGUUCUACAGCUCGUUUUCGCCUGCCUCGUGAUCAGCUGCGCCACCACCUCUCGCCAGGAGGCGCGCGGAUACAACGACCGCCACGGAUCGAAGACGCUGCUCAGACUCGUUCCCGUGUUGACGCCGGAAAAAGUGGACGCCUUGGAGCAGGCGCGCGAUGCUGACGCCGUCUGGCGGCAAGCGUACGAGAAGCGUGCGGGGCCCCGGCUAUCGGUGAUCAGCUCCUUGGAUGUGCUACGCAGGCAGCUGCAGAUGGUCAAGGAUCGACAGAACAAGCAAGCGCAUGGUUACCAGGCCUCGGCCAACCAGAACUUCCUCGACAGGCUGGGUUGAUGAACGUCUUAACAGCGUUCAUGAUCCUAGUCUUAAGCGUAGCCACCUCAAUAUAUAUAUCAUGGAUUAAUAAUGACAAAUUGUCAUUAUUAGGCAAAUUAGGCACAAUUAGUCAAAUUGUCAUUGUCAUUUAGACAAAUUGUCAUAACGUGUACCGCAGUUUUAUCCCAUUGCUGCUAACAAAAAUCUUCUUUGUCAGCAAAACUGCUGUAAGCCUAAGAAGUAAGCGUUUGCACAACGUACGUUCCUGCCCCCCCCCCCCCCUGAGCUCACGAGUUGU